Tympanuchus pallidicinctus (lesser prairie-chicken) is the source of this 1229-nucleotide messenger RNA. It is a transcript of the gene DNAL4, whose product is annotated as dynein axonemal light chain 4. The transcript has 3 exons. Bases 798 to 1118 code for a protein of 106 amino acids. Gene Ontology annotation, molecular function: dynein intermediate chain binding; dynein light intermediate chain binding. Gene Ontology annotation, biological process: microtubule-based process. NCBI's taxonomy places the organism in Eukaryota, Metazoa, Chordata, Aves, Galliformes, Phasianidae. The record is from RefSeq and is a predicted model, not a curated record. Gene Ontology annotation, cellular component: dynein complex.
CCGGCGCAGCUCUUCGGGCUCUGGAGCCACGCGGCCGGUGCUGUGGCGUGCUUUACCGAGCCGCCCCAGCCAGGCUGCCCUCAGACCAAGCGGGAGGGGAGGCACCUCGCUGUGAGCGAGAGAGCCGGGGCAGGCCGCAGGGGAAGGCUCGGAGUUGGCUGGGCUGCCGUGCCCAGGCUGUGGUUGGCUGAUUUGCCUGAAGCAGCGGCCUGGUGCUUUCCUGCACGGGAAUCCCCAGCUGACAGAUACCUUGGGGGUGAGAAUAGCGAGUGCCCCAGCGAGGGCUGAGGUGUUCUGUUGAAUACCAGAUCCUGUUCCUCAAAUACACGUGCACUUUGUGGUGUACCAGACUGGUCAUGGUUGAUGCCCUCUCGUUGCUUGUGGGAAGCGUUGCCCUGACUUGGCACGUCCCUCAAACUGGGCUGGUGCUUCUGGGAAAUGCUGCCAUCCUGAAGUCUCGCUUAUGGGAAAUGAUACGUUUUUAAAAUUUGUUUGCAUUAAUGUGUUGUGUGACAGCUCUCUGAUUGCAUGGGAUGUGAAGAAGUUACUGUGAUACAGUAAGUGGAGGUAGGGACAGCAUUCUUGUAAUAGUUUUUGCCUUCCAUUUUAAUGCAAAGCUUUCUUCUCGUCUCCUAUUUGUUGUUUGUUUGUUUCUGUUUAAGCGGUGUCCUCUGGGCUGGGAAGCUUCCCCUUCUGCUGAUCCUCAGAGGCACACUCCCUGAGCCAUCUGCACUGCAGGGCCUUGCUGAUCUCCAUCUCAGACCCCUGCCCCUUCACGGGGUCACUGGGGAAAGACCAUGGCCGACACUGGGGAGGGGAAGAAGGAGGAAGCUGAUUAUAAAAGACUGCACAGCUUUCCACUGAUUAGGCACACAGACAUGCCGGAGGAGAUGCGCGUAGAGGCCAUGGAGCUGUGUGUCACAGCGUGUGAGAAAUAUGCCACGAACAAUGAGAGUGCUGCCAAGAUGAUCAAAGAGAUGAUGGACAAGAAAUUUGGAUCUUCCUGGCACGUGGUGAUUGGUGAAGGGUUUGGCUUUGAGAUCACUCACGAGGUGAAGAAUCUGCUGUACAUGUUCUUUGGUGGCAGCCUGGCUGUGUGUGUCUGGAAGUGCUCCUGACAUCUGGCUGGCUCGCAGACUUGCUGCAUACAGGAGAUUUCUUCCUUCACAGAUUUUGUACAAUGUGGAGGUGGGGCUUUAAUAGUUAAAACAUCGAGAUUUCUUUCCAUA